Haliotis rufescens (red abalone) is the source of this 1717-nucleotide messenger RNA. RefSeq names its product 15-hydroxyprostaglandin dehydrogenase [NAD(+)]-like. Gene Ontology annotation, cellular component: cytoplasm. The coding region runs from base 115 to 885 and encodes 256 amino acids. The record is from RefSeq and is a predicted model, not a curated record. NCBI's taxonomy places the organism in Eukaryota, Metazoa, Mollusca, Gastropoda, Lepetellida, Haliotidae. The transcript is spliced from 8 exons. Gene Ontology annotation, molecular function: oxidoreductase activity, acting on the CH-OH group of donors, NAD or NADP as acceptor.
GAUAGUGUCGAAGUUCAAAGUUCAAAGUUCGAUAUCUCGGGGACGUUGACUCUGAGCAAAUCCGAGACUUGCGAUUGACGAUUGCAGCGGGCAACGCGCAUACCUGUCGUCGACAUGCAGCUGAAAGAUAAGGUCGUGUUCAUCACUGGAGGUGCACAGGGGUUCGGGAAGGCCGUGGCUGAAGCUGUGCUGAAGAAGGGUGCAAAGGUUUGUGUCGCUGAUGUCAAAGUGGACCAAGGGGAGGCAACUGCCAAGGAACUACAAGCUUCCAGUGGAGCAGACAAUGUCCUCUUUGUGAAAUGUGACGUGUCUGAUGCUUCUGUUUUUGAAGAUGCUUUCAAAGCUGCCGUCUCCAAAUUUGGUCACGUUGAUGUCAUGUGCAACAAUGCGGGCAUCAUGGAUGAACGAAUAUGGGAAAAACAGCUCGAAAUCAACAUCGGUGGCGUUGUGCGGGGGACCAUGAUGGCGCUGAAUCACAUGAGGAAGGAUAAAGGGGGUAGAGGCGGUGUCAUCAUCAAUACCGCUUCAACUGCAGGCUUUCUUCCUUUUCCGUGGGCUCCUACAUAUGCAGCCAGCAAGAGUGCUAUUUACCAUUUCACUGCGAGUUGGGCAGAAAACCCUGAUAUGAAGUCAGCUGAUGUUCGAAUGGUUAGUAUCUGCCCGCCGGGAGCUAAGACAGCUCUUCUGGAUUGUAUUGAAGAAAAGGUUAUAAACUACGAACAUUUCAAGCAGUUUAUAGAUCGUUAUGAGUUUUGCGGGGUAGACCAGGUGGUGGAGGAAUUCCUGCUGGCAAUGGAGGACGACACCAUCAACGGCACAGCCAUCACCAUCAAAGGCAAAGAAGGUGUGGAAAAGAUGAAGAUGACGUUGAUCCCCGCGGAGUAAUACCAAGAUAUAUACCACAUGAAAUAGUCCCAAGAAAAUACCCAUCAUACAAACAUUAAAAAUGCCCCUUUGUAGAUAUAUUAUUCGAAAGGUAGCACACAAGCUUUUUUUGGAAGAACGAAACGUAAAUUGUCUGAAAAAAAAGAAUAUAAACGCUUUCAUUAUAGUAUGAACCUUCGUAGAGUGAGGGCCAAACUGUAUCAACGUCGGAGCUUCAAAUACAAUGUUUGGCCAUCACUCCUUGAAGGUUCAAACUCCAAUAAACCCACACAUUGUGAAAGUCAAUAUUUAAAUGAACUUCGGUAUGUGUUUAGUUAGCCGUGACACCUAAAAGCCUUUAUAUUCCUUUUUCAGGUUUGUUCUUGAUUUGCUUUUACUAUUUUAUACCUCGAAGGAUGUAGAUCUAUGCACAAUUCUAUUUUGUACGUCUUCUUGUUUACACUUACAAGUAUACAACAACCGGUAUCGCUGAAUAAAGUAGUUCCUCAAAAAGAGAGGUGACAUGAGCGUAUGCGUAUUUGUAGUUUGUUUAGAGUAAAUAUACUCAAAUAAUAUCAUUAUUAGAGGAGAAAGGAUUAUUUAGAACUAACUCAGUUAAUCAGUCAUAGCGAUAGCUCGUCAUAGUACAUUUACAUCAAGUUCAAGACAUCUAAAUGGCCCACAUGAUAUAUGUGACGGGAGAGAUUUCCGAAACUGUAUAAUGAACCUGUGGAAAAUGUAAGUCAUCAUUGAUCAAUUGGUAGCAAAAGGGUGUUCGUCUUUAAUACACUAGACUUAAAGCUGAGAAUAUUCUGUAUGCACAGUAUCUCUGAGCACGGAAAUUAAUUGAGCC